Molecule: messenger RNA, 573 nt
Organism: Melampsora larici-populina 98AG31
Lineage: Eukaryota; Fungi; Basidiomycota; Pucciniomycetes; Pucciniales; Melampsoraceae
Exons: 2
Coding region: 1-573 (190 amino acids)
Cellular component (GO): cytoplasm
Molecular function (GO): saccharopine dehydrogenase activity
Source: RefSeq, a predicted model, not a curated record
AUGAGAGCCUUAGAUCAGGAGGCUCAGCAAGCUGGCAUCACAGUACUCAACGAGAUUGGACUUGACCCCGGAAUCGAUAACUUGUACACCAUCAAGAGGAUUGAUGAAGUUCAUCAAGAGGGUGGCGAAGUCACCGGCUUCAUCUCUUACUGCGGUGGAGUCCUCUUAGCUCUCUUAGACUCUGCUAAGCUUUAUUCUAAGGGUAAACUCAUCAAGGUCGCAGGUCAAGACUUGAUAAACUACGCCAACCCUUACUUCAUUUCACCGGCGUUUGCUUUCGUGCCUUAUCCAAAUCGAGACUCAACACCAUUCAUAUAUUUCUAUGCUAUUCCUGAAGCCAAGACUGUUGUUUGUGGAACGAUGAGAUAUCAAGGAUUCCCAGCUUUCAUUAAAACUUUGGUCGAUAUCGGGUUGCUCAAUGAAGCUGACCAAGCUUACCUGAAGCCUGAUGCUCAAAUUACUUGGAAUGAGGUCACCGCUCGAGUUCUCGGAGCUUUGACUUCAUCAUACCUUGAAACCAACCAUUCUAGAUGCGAUUACUUUUGUUUAAGCCUCAAUUCAUCUCAAAUCUAA